Molecule: messenger RNA, 1590 nt
Organism: Chenopodium quinoa (quinoa)
Lineage: Eukaryota; Viridiplantae; Streptophyta; Magnoliopsida; Caryophyllales; Amaranthaceae
Product: peroxidase 57-like
Exons: 3
Coding region: 270-1415 (381 amino acids)
Biological process (GO): response to oxidative stress; hydrogen peroxide catabolic process
Cellular component (GO): plasmodesma; plant-type cell wall
Molecular function (GO): peroxidase activity; heme binding
Source: RefSeq, a predicted model, not a curated record
AAGAAUAUAAUAUAAGUUGGUCUGAAAUAAUCUGCAUAUUUACAGUAAAUUACUACGUCAACACUGACGAACAUUUCAUGGCGACAAUACAAUCAUCUUUGCACGUUUUGCAUGUCUUCCCUAACAAUGUAUUCCGUACAUAGUAUAUAUCUAGGCAUUUGCCUAAAUGAGAUAAACAAAUCACUUUGCUAUUCACAUUUAUUUGCAUACAUACUACACUAAUAGCUAUAAUUUCAUUCAUAAUCCAUUCUAAGAAGCUAGGAAAAGAAAUGAAGUUUUCGGUAACUAGUGCUGUAGUUAGAGCCCUAGUUCUAACAAUGCUUAUAUUGGCAAUAAGCCAUGUCGGUCAAUCUCAAGAUUCGAAUUGGAAUAAACGACGAUCAGAAUCGAGCAAUGGUCGUAAAGACUAUGGUAAUGGCAAGCCCCCUAGUCACAGCCCUAGUCCAAUCCCUUCAAGUCCUCCAUUAAGUCCUCCUGUUGUUCCUCCAAGUACGCCUACCCCAACUACACCUUCUGGUUUGCAAGUCGGCUUCUAUAAAGGUCAAUGUCCUAACCGACUAGUGGAUAUUGAGGCAUUGCUCACAACCAAAGUACAAGAAGAAUUUCGAAAGGAUUCAUCUAUUCUCCCUGCUCUCCUUCGCAUGCAAUUUCACGAUUGUUUUGUACAUGGAUGUGAUGCAUCAAUUCUUAUAAAUGGACUUUCUACCGAGAAAACGGCCGGUCCAAAUCUUAGCGUAAGAGGAUAUGAAGUGAUUGACGCCUUGAAAGUUAUAGCAGAAGCACAAUGUCCUGGUGUUGUUUCAUGUGCUGACAUUAUUGCUAUUGCUACUAAGGAAGUUCUUAGAUUGGGAGGUGGACCAAAUUAUUCCGUACAAACAGGGCGAAGAGAUGGACAAGUGUCAAGAGCCCAAGAUGUGAAUCUUCCGAGUCCUUUUUUGACAGUGACUGAAACCAUUUCAGCAUUUACUGAUAAAAAUUUUACACCAGAGGAAAUGGUUAUUCUUUUAGGUUGCCAUACAGUAGGUGUCUCAAGUUGCGCAUUCUUCCAAGAUAGACUUUACCAAGGUACUAGCCAAUUCGACCCAAUAAUGGACCCAAACCUUCGCCAGCAACUAAUGCCAACAUGCCCCAAGGGCACAACAUCGAACAAUUCCACGUUUCUUGAUCAAAAUCCACAAAGCUCAAACAUAGUUGACAACUCUUUCUUUGUUCAAAUCCUAAAUCAAAGAGGAAUUCUUCCAAUCGACCAAGCAUUGGCUCGUGAUCCUAAAACAGUUUCCUUUGUUCAAAAAUUCGCACAAAGUGCUUCCUUAUUCAACUCUAAAUUGGCUAGUGCCAUGGUGAAAAUGCAGGCACUUGAAGUCCUUACUGGUACCCAAGGGGAGAUUAGAAAAACUUGCAGUAUUUUCAACUAAUCGAAGUUCAUAUGAUACAAAAUUUGAAAGCUAAAGGAUAUGUUCGUUUUCAAGUCUUGCCUAGGAUUGAAAACUCCUAGCUCUUUAAUGUUGCAUUCAAGCAUUAUAUUUGCAUUAUAAUAUAAUCGUAUAUGAUACAUUCAAUUCCUUGCCCUAAGAGGUUUUGAUCGUUCAA